GAACCGUUGCAUACGGCUGGAUCGCGCAAGCAGGCCAGCCUUGAGUAAUCUGUGCGGAGAGUGUGGACUUGUGCGCGCGGCAAAUUCGAGGACCGAGCGCAUCGUCGGGGUGCGCGCCCGGCGAGGGCAGUGUGUGGAGUGGUCACUGGCCAGCGCCCCCCGGGUCACGACGGCUUCUCCGCUGCGGAAAAGCUUUGACUUUGAGCACUGCGUGCAACUUUCGCCAUGUUACGCGUCGUCCGGCAUGGACUCGCCCCAUCUGUAUGAGUCGGCGAGCAGCGAGGACCUCAAGCAUCCGUCUCGACAGCAGCCGUCGCUGGUGCUGAACGCUGCGCUGGGCGCGCGGUCUCAGCUGGGCGCCUUUGACUUGGGCUCGGACGGCUGCGUGCCGGACCUGGCCGAGCUAAACACACCCGAAUUGUCAUUCGAUCUGCAAGGCUUCAUCGCCGACUCUUCUUCUUCGGCGCACUCGUCGAGCAGCCUCGAGGAGACUCUGUUCACGGAUCUGCUGACAGAGCAGCAGAAGCGUUACGGUGGCCAGGCCUUUUCCAUGCCCCACCAGGGUGGGUCCCUGAACGAGCACCGGUACGGCGCUGAGGCGGGGCUCGGCAUCAAGCAAGAACCGCUGGAUCAGGCCGAGUACUCGAGCUGCCGCGAGCAGCCCUACGGCCGCGGCCUGCUCGCUUUUCCGGGCCUGCACGGCGGGGCCCCCUCGGCCGCGCCUACGCUCAGGCCUGUGGCCGUGUUCUCGUCAGGUCAGCCGCAUGGUCUGGCGCCGCCCCAAGGGCCCCUGGGCCUGCCACCGCCGCCCCCGCCACCUCAGGGAGCGCAGCUGCACAGGCUCGGCGGAGGACCUCCGACGCACCACAACGGGGCUCUUGCCGCGUCCGCUGCCGGACUUCGGCCCUUGGGCGCACCCCCCGCCAAGCCACAGCCGCACCGCAGUUCGGCCGGCAAGAAGCUGCUCGACAAGGGCUCCGACGAGUACCGCCGCCGCCGCGAGCGCAACAACAUCGCCGUGCGCAAGUCCCGCGAGAAGGCCAAGCAGCGCUCCCGGGACACCGAGCGCAAGGUGUCCGAGCUGAACCGCGAGAACGACUCGCUGCGCAAGAAGGUCGAGCUGCUCACCAAGGAGUUGGCCGUGCUCAAGUCGCUGCUCACCAACGUGGGCGUGCCGCCGGAGAACGUCGACUCCGAGAUCGCUCGCUCGCUUCAGGGCUACUAGGCGGCGCCCGCGGGCCGCCCCGUGUCUAGUCAGCUGUACAAAGGGGCCCCCGGGCCUGGACUCGCCGGCGCCGGCUCGCGGCGGACCCCCAGUGCGUACCCACCCCCCUUCAUUCAGACUGCCGCCCCCUCCGUCUUGCGUUGAGUACUGUUGCACCGUUUAUUUUUUUAAGAAAAACAAUAUCAAUAUUAAAGUCCAUUUUCCGUUCAUCGAAGCGCUGGCCCCGGUGUGUGUGUCUCUCGCCCGCCGCUCGGAGCCCCGGCCUCAGGGCAGACGAGCGGCGGCGCUGUGCCCCAGACACGACGCCUGCUGGCGCGCGCCAGCUGCUUGCCGCGGUGGCAGGCUCUCGCGCCUGCCGCCGCGCCUCGAUGAUCCCAUUGGCUCGACACCAGCACGGCAUCACACGUUGCUUACCAGCAGCGGAGUUCCUAUGAGCACACUUCGCUAACUGUAAAGCUUUGUUUAAUGGCCAGCUACGUCAGGUGGUAGCUUAGGAAUUAUAAGCAUUUGCUGUGAUACUUGCUUCAUAUAAGUUUGUGGUAUACCUACUAAGCCAGCAAGCGUUCCUUGUGGUACCGUAAUUUGUUCAUUUGGGAUAUCUUAAGCUUUCUCAGAAAUUGGAUGAGUCAAUCUGUUUGCUGCUGUAGCUGUGCUUCCUGUUGCGCGCGAGACUUGAGGACAGCUUUCGGCACCAGAACAAUAGUGUGUAGGUGCCCGUGUGUCGCACUGCUCGCAGAGUACAAAAGAGCUGCUGCAGGUAAGUGCACGCUGCAGCGGAUCCCAGAGGAGGCGAUAGGUGAUCGCGGCGGCCGCGCCAGGGGUGUCCAAUGUGAAGGCCGGCCCUUAUCGUGCGCCCCGCGGGGUCAGCGUAGCGCGUGUGACGCAAGGCGCUCGCGCGCACUGACGGAAUUUCCGGAUGGAGCGCGCGUUGCCUAGGCGACAGCGUCCCGCGCGCUGCCAGGGGCAACCGUGCAGCUGUCUUUCGGUCAGGCCUUGUGCAAUACCGAGGAUACACUGUUUCAGCGCUUGGCAAUAUUGCGGCCGCAACUUAGGCGCGCCGUGUGCUGCGCUCUUCGCCAUUCCAUCCCCCUCCCCCAUCGAUCCACGCGCGAGCGCUGUUUCGCGGCUGCCCGCAGGCCGGCGUCACGGGCGCGCCCGGCCCACGCUCCCGAAAGGUUUCAACUGGCUUAACGCCGGUCCAGCUCUUUCAACAGCCCGGGCUCAUUCGGUCUCUUCUCGUGCCAAUCCGAAGAGAAAAAAAAAAUAGACAAAAAUGGCGGCGCAUACAAGAGGACAAGGAAUAGACAGGUCUACUGGUAUAGUCCAGGUCUACUGGUCUACUGGUAUAGUCCAGCGCUUUCGAUUGUUAUAAGUCCAGUGUUUGCUCCACCGAUUACUUGUUCUUUUGCCUACGUUGUCGUAGAUGGGUUUUUUGAUGGUUAGUUUUUGCCCUGCAAGCGUAUACACCAACUUGCCGCUCAGCCCAGUUUUGCAGAAUUCGGCCAUAGAUUCGUGCGGCCACGAGCCUCAAUUUGUUCCAUAUGCAGAAGAUAUUGAACGUGAGCUUCGCAGUCGCCCUUACUCCCCACCAUGCUCCACAAACCCGAUUUUGUAGCUUAGGAUCCGCACUCGCUUUCCGAUUGUUGCGCGUGCCGUUACUUCUGCCGAUACGUAAACUUAAGGCUUGUGAUCGUCAUUCUUUGCUGAACUCGGCGUGACAGUAUGCGUUGCGGCAGCUUCAAUGCUUCGCGACCUGGUGACUUCCGUUACGUUAAGUGUAUUUUACUACGAAAAGUGCAAAGGGGCAUUGAGAUAAAUGUUUUUGUGUGCAUAGCAGUAUGUAGGGCAAAUAGUAAUGUAAAGAGGAAAAAAACAAGUGGGGAUGUUGCUAAGGAAAACGAGAAAUACUAUAUGUACAUGAAACUUUAUCUGCUACUGAGCCGUUACUGAACUGUUACUGUUACUGAAAUAAUAUGAACAACCGGGAAUGUUUGUUAAUCAGGGCCCGUGUUGCGUGAGAAGUUGCCACUCUUUUUGUCCUUCGUCACUAGUGCGCACGAAGCCGUGUCCCCGCUAAUACAAAGAUCAGCCGUGCAGCAGGACAGACGAUAAGAAAUGGAUAGAAUCGGACGAAAACAAUUCUUGCACAAUACGGGCCCCACUGUAAACACACACACACACACGCACACACACACACACACACACACACACACACACACACACACACACACACACACACACACACACACACAUAUAUAUAUAUAUAUAUCAGCUAAUCCUACGAAAGCAGCUUGGAAUUUAAAGGUGUGUGGGAGCGGAGUGGCGGUACAUAGCAGGAGCGUUACAUGGCAGAGAAGCUGCUCACAUUAAUCUCCUCUUGAAAGGAAAUGCAAAAUUCAACCUACGUUAGCUGUAUCAUGCAAUUGCUAAAGCGCUCCACCUUGUAAUAGUUAGCGACCGUCGCUCCUAUAGACUUGGUCCAUGUCUCAGACAUGUUAUACUUCACACUGAAGACGAGCAGUCGACGCAGGUUAUUACCAUGAUGAGGUCCUGGAUGCAUGCGGUAAAAUACACACGAACAGACGUGUCCCAGGUUGUGCACGUUGACAUCAGGUGAAAGAUGCCGCCCACCUCUAUGUUGAAUUGUCCUCGGUCUGCAAACGAGCGGCUUGUGCUACAGAAAGGUCUUCACGUGCUGUCAAAAUCGCCUUUGUUUAAUUUUAAUCUUACGGGUGCGCCUACUCUGACAUCUACGAUCAAAGUAGAGCUUUGCUCGCCGUUAAUAACUUUGUUUUUCAACAAAAAAUAAUGACCGUUGGGGAUCGUUUAGCUUAUGGUCUGCUCACAUACUUCUCUCAAGCUUGCCUAACGUGCGUCGCCAAAUCACGCGUUAAGGGAGAGAGGGAUCUGUAAUAUUCCAGUCACAAUGCAUAGUGCCAGGGAUCUUCGCCGUGCCCAUAGUGUAAAUAGUGUGUAUAGAGUCUGGAUCAUUCAUACUGUACAUAUUGUACAUAGAUUGUAUGGUGGGUUGUGUGCGGUUUGUUGAUUUUCCGUCGUCUAUUCUGUAUUUCAUUCCUAUUGCUACAAGUAGUUAUGCUCUCCGAAAGUAAAUGCUUUGGAGUAGCCGGCUCCAAUGGAGGAGGCCACGUCUUCGUUCUUAAAUAAAUAGUUAUCUCUA
Dermacentor andersoni is the source of this 4403-nucleotide messenger RNA. RefSeq lists its product as uncharacterized. Gene Ontology annotation, biological process: DNA-templated transcription; regulation of transcription by RNA polymerase II. The record is from RefSeq and is a predicted model, not a curated record. NCBI's taxonomy places the organism in Eukaryota, Metazoa, Arthropoda, Arachnida, Ixodida, Ixodidae. Gene Ontology annotation, molecular function: DNA-binding transcription factor activity, RNA polymerase II-specific; RNA polymerase II cis-regulatory region sequence-specific DNA binding.